Molecule: messenger RNA, 956 nt
Organism: Temnothorax curvispinosus
Lineage: Eukaryota; Metazoa; Arthropoda; Insecta; Hymenoptera; Formicidae
Product: nucleolar protein 12-like
Exons: 3
Coding region: 144-863 (239 amino acids)
Cellular component (GO): nucleolus
Molecular function (GO): RNA binding
Source: RefSeq, a predicted model, not a curated record
AUCCAUCUAGCGGCAACUUGAGCAAUUAAUUUUUAACAGCAUGCCAAGUUACUCCUUUCGUAUACACGUGUUUUUUGACAUAACCAAUCUCCAGGGUUCCAGUGUUUGACAUAACCUAUCCUGGUGAACGCGCAGCUGCAAUUAUGUUUAAACAAUCUCAGCCGCAAUUACUUAAUGUAAAUAGAAAACCUAGUCAGCCGAAGAGGCGAAGGAAGAUCACGCUUGUCUUCGACGAGGAAAAGCGACGAGAAUUUUUAGGAGGAUUUCGUAAGAGGAAGCUAGAGCGAAAAAGGAAGGCUCAGGAGCAAUUGCAGCAACAACUGAAAGAGGAACGAAAGAAAAUUAAACAAGAAGCGCGAGAACGUUACAAGAAAUCAUUGUCGCAUCACGUCGUCCCAGAGCUGGAAGAAUUGUUAUCUCGACAAGAAUACGAUCUCGAAGGUCAUACAGUUAGUAUUUUAGAGUUGAACGUUGCGGAUCUCGCAGAAGGAAGCAAGUGGAUAGGUGAAAACAAAAUUACAGAAGAAACAGAAGAGCAAGAUGACGACCAGCGCAGCGAUGUCGACGACGACGAUGAGAUUGUGGGAAUGUCGUUACAAAAGAAACCCAAGAAACAAGCGCAGCAAAACUCUAAAUCCGAUAGCCGAGAGAUAAAAUCUGCGAAAGAACUGAAACAAGAAGUUAAGAAAGCAGCGCUGAAACGAAUAAAAAAGAGUAAAGCGUUUCAACAAAAACAGAGACUGGAACAGCAAAAAAACAAAAAGCAAAGUAGACAAAAGUUGCAAAAAGCCCAGAAGCUAGCGCAAAAACGUGGCACUAAAAAGGGGACUAAAACGAGGAGUAAAAAGAAAUCCGGACGUUAGGAUAUUAGACAAAUUUACUGCACAAACUCUAAAUAAAUAUAUUUUGUAAUUUUGCGAAUAUUGUGUACAUAUACAAACAUGCGUUUAUCACUU